Messenger RNA from Echinops telfairi (small Madagascar hedgehog), 492 nucleotides. It is a transcript of the gene HES5, whose product is annotated as hes family bHLH transcription factor 5. Bases 1 to 492 code for a protein of 163 amino acids. Gene Ontology annotation, cellular component: nucleus. The record is from RefSeq and is a predicted model, not a curated record. Gene Ontology annotation, biological process: anterior/posterior pattern specification; regulation of neurogenesis; regulation of transcription by RNA polymerase II. Gene Ontology annotation, molecular function: RNA polymerase II cis-regulatory region sequence-specific DNA binding; DNA-binding transcription factor activity, RNA polymerase II-specific; protein dimerization activity. The transcript has 3 exons. Lineage: Eukaryota; Metazoa; Chordata; Mammalia; Afrosoricida; Tenrecidae.
AUGGCCCCCAGCACCGUGGCCGUGGAGCUGCUCAGUCCCAAGGAGAAGAACCGGCUGCGCAAGCCUGUGGUGGAGAAGAUGCGCCGCGACCGCAUCAACAGCAGCAUCGAGCAGCUCAAGCUGCUGCUGGAGCAGGAGUUCGCGCGACACCAGCCCAACUCCAAGCUGGAGAAGGCUGACAUCCUGGAGAUGGCUGUCAGCUACCUGAAGCACAGCAAAGCCUUUGCUGCCGCUGCCGCCGGUCCCAAGGGGCUGCACCAGGACUUCAGCGAGGGUUACUCCUGGUGCCUGCAGGAGGCCGUGCAGUUCCUGACGCUGCAUGCGGCCAGCGACACGCACCUGAAGCUGCUCUACCACUUCCAGCGCCCCGCCGCCGCGCCCGUCGCGCCCAAGGAAGCCCCUGCCGCCGGCGCGGCGGGCCCGCUCUCGCUCACCUCCGCCAAAGCCCCGGCCCCACGACAGCCUGCCUGCGGCCUCUGGCGGCCCUGGUGA